This is a messenger RNA of Lagopus muta (rock ptarmigan), 2984 nucleotides long. Its product is annotated as E3 ubiquitin-protein ligase TRIM39-like. The record is from RefSeq and is a predicted model, not a curated record. NCBI's taxonomy places the organism in Eukaryota, Metazoa, Chordata, Aves, Galliformes, Phasianidae. Gene Ontology annotation, molecular function: zinc ion binding; protein binding. The coding region runs from base 593 to 1984 and encodes 463 amino acids. The transcript has 7 exons.
CCACUGGUUUCGUUCUGAGUGUCCUGCACCCAAAAGCUGCGAGCCGCUGAGGGUCGCCACGCACGGAUAACAGCAGAUGUGUUGCUUAGGGGUGCUCUCAGGAGAUGCUUUGUCCCCCUGCAAGCAUGCACCACUUGCUUUGCAUGCAGGGUGCAACCUUUGCACGCGCUGCAGGGCGGUGGGCUGUGGGAUGGAGCAAAUUGAGGGGUUCUCAUUCAGUGGGGUGAGGAAUUACGCUCCAGGACAGCCUGUGGUAUUUUUAAAACCAUUUUCAGUAUUUCUGAAGCCACAUUUUGGGGGAGAAACGGUGGGUUUUGGGGCUGGGCGCAGAGGGGGGCUUUGCAGAGCGAGCAGAGCAAAAGCUUUUGGCAACAGGAUGCGAUUAGAGAUAAGCUGUAAUUGGCUGCUGCUGCUGGGCUCAGCGCUGAGCUGUGAAAAACAAAAUCAGAAAGCUGAUUAAAAGCAGAAUUGAAAGUAGAGCUGUGGGGUGAGCGCAGAAACAGGAGCAACGAAUGGAAAAGAACACCUGCAGGAAGGGCAACGGACCGAGCAGAAAACGAAAGCUGCUCUGUCAUUUAUCGCUGUCACCGCUAUGGAUGAAGAUAACCCAGCUGAGAGCUUCCAGGACGAGGCUUCCUGCUCCCUCUGCUUGGGCUUCUUCCAAGAUCCCGUCUCCAUCCACUGCGGGCACAACUUCUGCAGGGCCUGCAUCACCCGCUGCUGGGAGGAAGAGGAGCAAACCUUCCCCUGCCCUCGCUGCAAGGCGACGGCCACGCAGCCAAACCUGCGGCCCAACCGCGAGCUGGCCAAGAUCAUCGAGAUUGCCAAAAGGCUGAGCCUGAGGGCCCCCGGUGCUGGGGAGAGGCUCUGCGAGAGGCACCACGAGGUCCUGAAGCUGUUCUGCGAGGAGGACCAGGCUCCCAUCUGCCUGGUGUGCAGGGAGUCCCAGGCGCACCGCCUGCACGCCGCCGUCCCCAUCGAGGAGGCGGUGGAGGAGCAGAAGGAGAAAAUCCAGGCUCACGUGCAGAUCCUGAAGGAAAAGAAGGAGAAACUGCAGGGGCUGAAAGAGGCUGAGGAAGGGAAAAGCCUGGAAUUCCUCGAGAAGGUCCAGCAGGAGAGGCAGAAGGUGGCGUUGGACGUCAAGGAGCUGCAGCGGUUCGUGGAGCAACAGGAGCGUCUCCUGAUGGGGCGGCUGGAAAAGCUGGACCAGGAAAUCGUGAGGAGGAAAGAGGAGAACCUGGCCAAGAUCCUGGAGGAGAUUUCCUCCAUCAGUGAGCAGAUCUGCGAGCUGGAGGAGAAAUGCCAGCAGCCACCGUGUGAAUUCCUACAGGACAGCAGGAACAUCUUGAGCAGGCUGGAGAAUGAGAAAUCCCAGAAGGUGACAGAGAUAUUGCCUGCAGCAGGAGGGAACCCAACCAGCCCUGCUCAGAAAAACACCUCCCUCAAGGAGACAUUGAUGCAGUUUCGAGAAAGUCUGACGUUGGAUCCCGACACGGCGCAUCCCCGGCUGCUCCUGUCCGAAGACCAGAAAUGCGUGCGAUGGGAAGAAGCCCGGCACCCCACCCCUGACAACCCCAAACGCUUCGAUUCGUCCCGCUGCGUCCUGGGCUGCCGAGGCUUCAACGCCGGGCGGCACUACUGGGAGGUGGAGGUGGGAGACGGGGAGGCGUGGGCCGUCGGAGUGGCCAAGGAGUCGGUGGGGAGGAAGGGGAGGAUCAGCGUCAAACCCGAGGCGGGGAUCUGGGCGGUGGGGCAAUGCGGGGCGCAGUACCAGGCUCUCACGUCGCCCGCCAGCCCCAUCGCGCUGCUCUCUGCCCCCAGGGUGAUUGGGAUUUAUCUGGAUUACGAGGCCGGGCGAGUGGCGUUUUUCGACGCCAACAACGAGGUGCCCAUUUUUGCCUACCCUCCCACUUCUUUUGGAGGGGAGAGGCUCCUUCCAUUGCUCUGCCUGGGGAGGGGCUGCCGCUUCACACUGGGCCCGUGAGACCCUGAGGGGCAGCAAUGCAUCGAGCGUCACUCAGUCAGAUGUGGGGAAACCAGAGGGUCUCAUCACCUGAAAUGUGGGGAAACCAGGGGGUCUCAUCACCUGAAAUGUGGGGAAACCAAAGGGUCUCAUCACCUCAAAUGUGGGGAAACCAGAGGGUCUCAUCACCUCAAAUGUGGGGAAACCAGAGGGUCUCAUCACCCGAAACGUGGGGAAAUCAAAAGGUCUCAUCACCCCAAAUGUGGGGAAACCAGAGGGUCUCAUCACCCCAAAUGUGGGGAAACCAAAGGGUCUCAUCACCCCAAAUCUGGGAACACUCCAUGGUUUCAUCACCCCACAUAUGGGGUCACUCCACAGAUGGCUUUUGGGACAUCACCCCGCAGAGAUGGCUUUUGGUUCACGACCCCAUGAGUGUUGCCUGCUAAAUCCUGGAUGCAAACUGCAGAAAUCACAAGAAAUUACUUCUCCUAAGCAGCAUUUGUGGUGUUUUCUCAGCGUGGGCAACGGGAUUGGGGGUGGUGAAUGGGAACAUCUGCAGAACCCCCGAUGUGUCAGAGCACAGCAGCCAUUCCUGCUUCGUGCAAUGGCCACGUUGCCUAAAACCCCCCAAAUUAAGGCAAGGAGCUAAAAUGGAAGGAAAAUUGACCAGAAAUUGAGAGAAAAAAGGGAAAAAUAAAAGUAAUUUGGGGUAGGUGUGAUGAAGUAGGCAAUGAAAGCAGUUUAUCAGCAUCCCUGGUGGUCUAGUGGUUAGGAUUCGGCGCUCUCACCGCCGCGGCCCGGGUUCGAUUCCCGGUCAGGGAAUGUAGUUUUUUCCCCCCAAUUCUCCCUUUUUAUUUUUCCCCUUUUACUCGUUGGAAAGAUUCUGAAUUUCCCCCCCAAAAAAGGGAAUAAUUCCCCUGCUUUUUUUGCUUCUGUUUCCUUCCCAACUCCUGCCGACGGGAAGCGUUGGGUUUCACUUCCAAACGCAGCAACAAUAAUAAUUAAAUCUCAAAAAGCGGAA